CUCAGAGAACUUUACCUUUUGUGGAGAAAGCGCGCAGCCCCGCGAAACAGCUGCGGUUUGGAGCACAGAUACACCUGCUGAGGUACAGAUAUACACCUGACACACCCGAGACUCACCUGCACAGAAAUGGAAGACGACAUUGCUGCCCUGGUUGUUGACAAUGGCUCCGGCAUGUGCAAGGCCGGUUUCGCCGGUGACGACGCCCCCCGCGCCGUCUUCCCCUCCAUCGUCGGACGCCCCAGACAUCAGGGUGUGAUGGUGGGAAUGGGACAGAAGGACAGCUACGUGGGAGACGAAGCCCAGAGCAAGAGAGGCAUCCUGACCCUGAAGUACCCCAUCGAGCACGGCAUCGUCACCAACUGGGACGACAUGGAGAAGAUCUGGCAUCACACCUUCUACAAUGAGCUCCGUGUUGCACCUGAGGAGCAUCCAGUCCUGCUGACUGAAGCUCCACUCAACCCCAAGGCCAACAGGGAGAAGAUGACACAGAUCAUGUUCGAGACCUUCAACUCUCCUGCCAUGUAUGUGGCCAUCCAGGCCGUCCUGUCCCUGUACGCCUCCGGUCGUACCACAGGUAUUGUGAUGGAUUCCGGUGACGGUGUCAGCCACACUGUGCCCAUCUACGAGGGUUAUGCUCUGCCUCACGCCAUCAUCCGUCUGGAUCUGGCUGGCAGAGAUCUGACCGACUAUAUGAUGAAGAUCCUCACUGAGAGAGGCUACAGUUUCACCACCACUGCCGAGCGUGAGAUCGUGCGCGACAUUAAGGAGAAGCUAUGCUACGUGGCUCUGGACUUCGAGCAGGAGAUGCAGACGGCAGCUUCCUCUUCCUCUCUGGAGAAGAGCUACGAGCUUCCCGACGGACAGGUGAUCACCAUCGGCAACGAGCGGUUCCGCUGCCCAGAGACUCUGUUCCAGCCUUCAUUCAUCGGAAUGGAGUCGGCUGGUGUCCACGAGACGACCUACAACAGCAUCAUGAAGUGCGACGUGGACAUCCGUAAGGACCUGUACGCCAACACCGUGCUGUCCGGUGGCACCACCAUGUUCCCCGGCAUCGCUGACCGCAUGCAGAAGGAGAUCUCCGCCCUGGCCCCACCCACCAUGAAAAUCAAGAUCAUCGCUCCCCCAGAGAGGAAGUACUCCGUCUGGAUCGGCGGCUCCAUCCUGGCCUCCCUCUCCACCUUCCAGCAGAUGUGGAUCAGCAAGCAGGAGUACGACGAGUCCGGCCCCGGGAUUGUCCACCGCAAGUGCUUCUAGAAAGCUCCACGUCUUCCUCCUCUGCCCCACAUGCUUUUUAACCUUUCCAUCCAACUAACUCGGCCGGUCUCUGGUUCCUCUUGAGUGAACAGACUAAAAGAUACGAAAUGCCACACACAAGAUGAAUCAAGAGACUGUUUACAUUUUAAUCUCUCAGCUCAGCAGAUCCUCAACAACUCCUACAAACUCCAUUUCUGAACAUGUUCCUCUAACUCUGCUCACAACUUUCACUCCUUCUGGUGAUUAACUACUGAUGAUCAAAGAAAACAAACAGUAUUAUCACUGAACAUCUCUUUCUACCCGUGUCUUUCUACCUCUAACAACUGAAUGCAAUAUUCAGCUUUUCUCCUCAUCCGUUCUGUCGAUUUUGACUCUUUCAGAAUCGAGUUGUAUCAAUAUUCAACAGGAGUGUUUCCUGAUCAAUAAAAUGCCAACUGUUGACAACU
Sebastes umbrosus (honeycomb rockfish) is the source of this 1700-nucleotide messenger RNA. RefSeq names its product actin, non-muscle 6.2. The coding region runs from base 127 to 1254 and encodes 375 amino acids. Lineage: Eukaryota; Metazoa; Chordata; Actinopteri; Perciformes; Sebastidae. The transcript is spliced from 9 exons. The record is from RefSeq and is a predicted model, not a curated record.